AUGUCAGCCUCCAUCAAUUCGGAUACCGAGCUCUUGACUGAGCACUUCGGCUAUCCUCCUGUCAGUCUUAUUGACGACAUCAUCAACUCUGUCAACAUUCUCGCCGAUCGCGCCCUUACCUCUGUCGAGCAAGCCCUACUCAAUGUUCCGCCCGCAGCGAUAGGCUUCAAGAAGCCAAAAGGCUCCAAAGCAGCCGGCGCGCCUGACCCUGCUGAACUGGCCAAGAAUGAAAUCGAUGCCGGCACACAUCAGCUCGAGACUCUCCUGUGCGCCAGCAUCGACCGCAGCUUUGACAAGUUUGAAAUCUACGUGUUGAGAAAUAUUUUGUGCGUCAAGCCCGUCGACAUUAGGAAUUGGAUGCGCCUUGGCCAUUACGAUGGAUUGGACUUUUCGUCGUUGAGCAUAACCAGCGAGGCCAAUGAGGAGGGGACAGAGGGAAAUACAGAUGCCGAGGCUGGCGACAGACCGACGUUGGAAUCAAUAAAUCAAUUGCGACGCAGACUGCGCGAGAGUAUGAAGCUAAACGCAAUGCUGCACGAGGAGCAGCAGAGAAACGCGCAGCUGCUGGCAGACCUCCGGGGUCUCCUAGGCGCAAGGGACGACAAGGUCAAGGACGAGGAGCAGGCCACGGCCACGGGCACGGACGGUGAGAACGGGGUAACGACGGCCCCUGGGCCUCUGGCGUUCCUCCGCGAUGGUGUCACGCAGCUUAAGGAUGCUGGUGGCGACACGCCGCUGAGCACGACCACGGCCUUUACACUGUCACAACUCCAGGCGCUGCGAGCCCUGUCUACAUCGCUACGUACCAUGACGCCGCACCUGCAGCCUGCCGAGGGCGCAGAGGAGGAUGAGACGGAUAGCGGCCAGCACAAGAGCUGGCGACGCGAGAGACUCGAGUACGUCGAAACUGCGACGAGACGGCAUCUCGAGAGUGUGCAAGGUCUUGAGCUCGGCAAGGACGGAGAGGUCAGGGAUGGAGACUGGCAAGCCGAGGGCAGGAAUCUGGUCAGAGGCGAGGUCGAAGGUUUGGAAAGAGUGGUUUCGAUGCUCGGUGACGAGGCUGGUGCACCAAGUUCCAAUCCUCAUGACGAUCGCAUGGAUGAGUCCUGA
Molecule: messenger RNA, 1110 nt
Organism: Pestalotiopsis fici W106-1
Lineage: Eukaryota; Fungi; Ascomycota; Sordariomycetes; Amphisphaeriales; Sporocadaceae
Exons: 2
Coding region: 1-1110 (369 amino acids)
Biological process (GO): kinetochore assembly; protein localization to kinetochore; mitotic cell cycle
Cellular component (GO): chromosome, centromeric region; nucleus
Source: RefSeq, a predicted model, not a curated record